UUGGAAUUCCAAAAAAACAUGUUUUUCAAUAUUUUUUAAGGAAAUCCUUGUUAAUUUUCAGAUGAAAAUGUUCCCAUCAAGACACGUGAUGGAUUACAUGACUGAAAUCAACCGAUUAUUCCCCAAAACGACAGAAAAUGAUUCCCUGCAACCUUCCAGCUUAUUCUCCAGCACUAUAACAUCACCAAAUCAGUAUGGAGUCCCAAACCGCUCUUCCAGUUCCGAUUCGACAUCCCCGGAUGCUUUCCCAGAUAUUACCACAUUUGCUUCCACACCAGAAUUUAACAGAAGCCCUCAAAGCUCUGCAUCUGACACUCCGGUUGGUGCCAGGCGUCGUCCAAUCAUUGGCAGGAAGAUUCUCUCAACACCAGACCAAGUUAAACACUAUGAAAUGAUGUCUCCAAUAAGACAAUCACCAAUACAACGAUGGGACCACGAACCUGACUUCUUUCAAAUGGAAGAACCAAGCACAUCUCAUUCCAUCGACCAAACAAACUAUAGACAGAGAGUUUUUUAUGAGUUGUUCCCUACUGAAAACAGGGGAUUCGAAUUCAAAACUCAUGUUAAAGUACCAAGUUCCCCAACUACUGGUUCUAUAAGUCCACGGGAUGAGUCAAUGGCUAUGGCCAUUUAUAGAAAUCAAAAUAGAUCACCAAAGUAUGAUACUGCUUCAAAUUCUUUGGAAGCAUGGAAGAUGUGUACAUUUUGCCGGAAGAAUGGGGAGACUCCCAUGGUGUACAUGACACAUAAGGUGAAGGAGCGCGUUGGGAAUGACUUCGUAGUUACAUGCCCCAUCCUGAGGUCCCAUGUGUGCCCCACAUGCGGUGGAACAGGGGACAAUGCUCACACUAUUACAUACUGCCCAGUACUUCGCCACAGAAACCAUGGGCUCCCCCUACAGUCCACGACAAUUACUUUGAAGAAUACACGCGUCAAGAGUAAUGGUAGGAAGCGAUUUUAAUGUAUAGAGCUUUUGGUGUAUGUAAGGUUUUAAUUUUUUGUGUUGCAAUGGUUUGGCUGACUAACAAGCAUAUGCUAUGAUCUCAAAAUACCGCCUUAUUUCGUAAGUAUUAUGGUUUUUAAAGGUGCAAUGUAACUAGGUUGGAUAAUUCAUUAAUCUGACUUAAAACAAAUGAAUACUAAUCUCAAGUAUUAUACUUAUUGAGGAAGACUUACAUUAUGUUCCUUGUUUUAUAAAUUUGACUGUAGAUAAAUUGUAGGAUUCACCUUUUUUUAUUACAUUUGACAAAUUUAAGGACAAUUAUAACAUACGCGCGCUUUUCAUAGUGCUAGUAGAAAUCAAGACUAUUCUUUAUUAUUUUUUACUUUGACCAGUUUUAUCUGUAAAGAGUUUUGUUUGACAAUGUUUUUAUACCUCGCGACUUUUUAAUAAAUAUUUCGACUUUCGACAACAGAUUCAAAUCAAAAUAUGACAAAGAAAUUGUUAUCAUGACUAUAAUUUAAGAUUAUUAGUUCCCAAACAUCAUGUGAGAAUAUACAUAAAUUCUGUUGCUUUUUCGCGUUUUUCUAAUGAUCAUUAUUUUUACUAUUAUAAUAUUGUAUCCUAAGAAACUCUGUUUCGUAUAUUUCGUCUUUUUCUUUUACUUAUAAAGUUUAGCGUAAGUUCACAGGGAAUCUUUUGUAUCUGUGGCACUGGGCCAUUGGUAGGAUAACUUGACAUCAGUCACAGGAUGUUCUUUAGAAACUUAAAAGUAAAACUUAAGAAAAAAGUUGUCCAUUAAUGAUUUUAUCUUAUUUGUGUCUACUCAGCAUCACGGAACUGAUUCAAAUUAACUGCCUUGCUUUUU
Molecule: messenger RNA, 1808 nt
Organism: Amyelois transitella
Lineage: Eukaryota; Metazoa; Arthropoda; Insecta; Lepidoptera; Pyralidae
Exons: 4
Coding region: 62-961 (299 amino acids)
Biological process (GO): negative regulation of translation; oogenesis
Cellular component (GO): perinuclear region of cytoplasm
Molecular function (GO): mRNA binding; zinc ion binding
Source: RefSeq, a predicted model, not a curated record